Molecule: messenger RNA, 306 nt
Organism: Sphenostylis stenocarpa
Lineage: Eukaryota; Viridiplantae; Streptophyta; Magnoliopsida; Fabales; Fabaceae
Source: the annotation of a GenBank genome assembly
AUGCGUAGCGGCUCACGGAUUCGACCUGGGGGAGAUAGGCAAGUGUGUGGAGACGUGGCGCAUUGUGGAAGCGGAGGAAGAACCAGAGUCCCUGCUGCUGCGACGAUGAAGGUGCCGCCGCCGCCGCCGGGCUUCCGAGAGGCCGAGAGUGAUUCGCCCCCAGCUCUGAGACUUAAGGGAGUUGUGGAUUACAUUCAAUUUGGGUGGAUCGAUUGGAACCCUAACUACGGCGAUUUGUUCAUCCAAUGCGAGGUUUGGAUUGGAGUUGCGAUGGUGAAGGGAAGGGAUGCAUGUUACAAUCAGUAA